GCAGUCUGUCAACAACGCUAGCAACGGGUUUGUGUCGGCAGAGAGAAGAAAAUGCACACAUAAAGUUUGUCUUUUGGCUCUGUUUUCAAGGCUAGUAUUCACCCUCUGGAAGUGAUGUCCCAAGGAAAUGAGGCUAAAAUGAAGAGGACAUCUGCUGGCUUUUGUCCUUAUGGAUCUUCAAGUCGAUACACGUUUGGCCCCUCUGUUAGACUGGAGAAGGCAGGCUCUUGUGCGAAACAUUACCACUGUCUGCACAUACUUCUGCUGGCCAUGCUAUUGGCAGGUCAGGCUUCCUGUGUUGAGACCGCUGAUGCUCUCCCCACUGUUCCUCCAACAAACACACAGCCUUCAGUAUACUCCUUUUUUGUUGUCACUGUGGAUGUCAAUGAAGAGAAAGAUGAAGCGGAGAUAGUUGCCUGGCUUAAACAGGUGUUUGCAAACAAGCUGCACACCUGUCUGUCUCCAAACAUUGAAGAAACCACUGUCGCACCUACCUCCCCACAAACUACCUCUCCAUACACUUCAUAUGAAACAACACUCGUGAAGACAGCAACAUCAACAUUACAAAGCUAUAAUUCAACUACAGCUCUGGCAAUCACUAGGCUAAAGAGCAACAACCAUACUACAAAUGCUACAACUACAACGUUAAAAAGGGACACAACUACUGCAGCUGCAACAGUUACAGUAUUUAAAAGCAUCACCAGCACUCCAACUGAAUCAACUACGGAGUUAAAAAGUAUCACCAGAAGACCAGCUGCAUCAACCACAGCGUUAAAAAGCAUCACCAAAACUACAGCUGGAAUGACAGUCUUAAAAAGCAACACCCCAACUUCAGCUGGAACAACUUUGUUAAAAGGCCUCACUACAAACGAACCUGGAAGCACACUUUUUUUUAAAACAACAUUGGUAACAAAAGCCACUGGGAACCACAAAACAAAGAAGCCAAAACCAGAUAAUGGAAACAACAAGCGUCCAGUUCGGGAAAUUCGGGCCAGUGUGACAGAAAACAGUGCGACCAUCAGUGGCAUAACAUCUGAUCUAUUUCAAGAUCUUUGUGUUUCAUGCAUCAACAAGACUGCAAUAAGAGAGACCAACUGUUCUGUGUUGCUGAGGCUGAAGCAGAAGGUCCCUUUGUGUUGUAUCUUCCGUACGCUCUAUGAGGCCAGUCGUUCCUCCUCUGACAUCCAUGUGGUGGGAGCAAAUAAAACCGGUAUACCAGAGGACUGCAGUUGCAAUAAUACUGAUCAAGACGUUGAAUUAUGUGAAGACACUGGGACUGUGGCUCCUCUAGGCAACUCAACACACUGUGGGGCAGUUCAUAGCCCCUGCAACUGCUCUGCCUACUGCAAUGGAGUUGAGGCAUACUACACUUUUCGAUUUUCAGUACAAGAUUCCAAGAUGAACUUUUCAUACGUUUCGUCCAUGAUUUAUAGCCUGAGUAAACCAGAUUGCCCUUCAAGGGAAGACGAUUCAUGUCCAUUGUCCGUCAUUGCAUCAGAAUACAGGAACGCCAAUGUGACAUGUGGAAGCACAUCAACAAAACUUCAAAUAUGCAGAGUGACUUUACGCUUUGGCCAUGAGGUUCCUAUCUGUAAUUUGUCGAAUGCUGUGAUUCAUUUGUUUGAAUCUGAGCCAGGAAUACGUUACAUUGGAACCGUGACUCGAGCUGCCAUUUGUGGAAAUUCCUUCAGUGACAAUCCACUGAAUUCUAUCAGCAACAUCUGGUACCAAUUGAACCUACCUCCAGCUUACUUUUGCCCAACAAUAGUAGAGUCUAACCUCCUGACUUGUCAUGGCAGGAAAAAUAUACUUGUGGAGCUUAAAGAGUCGUGUGAUGUUGAGGCGUUUACACCCAGCCCGGAUGUGACAACCUCACAACCAAACACCUCCACCUCAUCUGUGAAUGUAACUUCAUCCACCUCAUCUGUGAAUGUAACUUCAUCCACCUCAUCUGUGAAUGUAACUUCAUCCACCUCAUCUGUGAAUGUAACUUCAUCCACCUCAUCUGUGAAUGUAACUUCAUCCACCUCAUCUGUGAAUGUAACUUCAUCUACUUCAUCUGUGAAUGUAACUUCAUCCACCUCAUCUGUGAAUGUAACUUCAUCCACCUCAUCUGUGAAUGUAACUUCAUCCACCUCAUCUGUGAAUGUAACUUCAUCCACCUCAUCUGUGAAUGUAACUUCAUCCACCUCAUCUGUGAAUGUAACUUCAUCCACCUCAUCUGUGAAUGUAACUUCAUCCACGCUGACAGCAACAUCUCCAGCUCUUAAUGCAACCCUCACUACUGCUAAUGUCCCCGAGUCAGCUGAAAGCCAAGCCAAUGCACUGCUUGAGUUGACCAAAGACAUGUCCAAGCUGAACUCCAGCCAGGUGCGUCAGCUGGUGUCAAAGCUGGAGAGACUUUUGUCGGGCCCAACGGUCAGCUUUGCUCUCGGAAACAUCUCCGUCCACAUUGUCAGCAAUCUGCUCGGUGCCACUCCUGAGGUGCUGUCCGACUCCUCCAACAGCAUUAUAGGGGUUGUUGAUACCGUGGGGUUGAAGCUGGUCCUUGAUGGAAAGGUUGAGAACCUCCUGUCCUCCGCUGUGGCUCUGUCUGUGAAACCAGCAGAUGGCAGCAACUUCCAGGAAACAGUUUUCUCCAUCUCAGACCCUAAGACUGUACAGGUCCGUGGGGGUCCCAGCAGGCCCAGCAGGAAGGUGAGAGCAGACCCCCCCCUCCCGCAGGGCUCAAUCAAGCUGCCCCCCUCCCUCACUGAGGACCUGACCAGCCAGGAGCAGCAGCUGGUCUCCAGAGUCCAGUUCAAUUUCUACCAGAAGGACACAGUUUACCAGGACAGCUCUUUGAGAGGCAAACGCAAACUCAACAGUGGGAUCCUGGGAGCGAGUGCGGCCAACCUGACAAUAAAGGAGCUCCAAGAUGAUGUUGUAAUUCAGCUGAAGAACACAGAGCCUGUUCCAGCUAAUUGUGUGGCUAUCUGCGUUUUCUGGGACUUCACAUUCAAUAACGACUCAGGGGGCUGGAAUCCAAGAGGCUGCUCUGUCCGAAAAAGCACAGACAACGAGACGGUUUGUGGCUGCAACCAUUUGACAAGUUUUGCUAUCCUGCUGGACCUCGCCAGACAGCCUCUAACCAGCCGUACGCAGGCCACCAUCCUAACGUUUAUCACAUAUAUUGGCUGUGGAGUGUCGGCCAUCUUCCUCUCUAUCACCCUCCUCACCUACUUGGCCUUUGGGAAGUUGCGUAAGGACAUUCCCUCUAAGAUCCUGAUCCAGCUGUGCCUGGCUCUGCUUCUGCUCAACUUGGUCUUCCUGGUGGACGCCUGGCUGGCUCUCUACCCGGAGGCUGUGGGCCUCUGCAUCUCCACCGCCUGGUUCCUGCACUACUUCCUGCUGGUGACCUUCACCUGGAUGGGACUCGAGGCCGUCCAAAUGUACCUGGCCCUGGUGAAAGUCUUCAAUAGCUACAUUUCCCACUACAUGGUGAAGUUCUCGCUCGUCGGCUGGGGCGUCCCGAUGAUUGUGGUCAUUAUUGUCAUCGCGGUUGACAAGGAUAACUACGGCCUUGUCUCCUAUGGAAGGUUUUCCGAUGGCACUAGUGAUGGAUUCUGCUGGCUGAAAAAUGACAUUGCUUUCUAUGUGUCAGUGGUGGCCUAUUUCUGCCUCAUAUUUGUGUUCAACUUCAUCAUGUUCGUGGUGGUGCUGGUCCAGCUGUGCCGGAUAAAGAGGCAGAACCCUCACAAUUUGCAGCACCGCAGCAUACUGCAGGACAUGCGCAGCGUGUCGGGGAUCACCAUCCUCCUGGGACUUACAUGGGGCUUCGCUUUUUUUGCCUGGGGGCCCCUUAACCUGCCAUUCAUGUACCUGUUUGCCAUCUUUAACUCCUUCCAAGGUUUCUUUAUAUUUAUCUUCUAUUGUGCGGGGAAGGAAAAUGUGAGGAAGCAGUGGAGGACCUUCCUGUGCUGCGGCAGAAUGAGGCUGGCAGAGAACUCAGAAUGGAGCCGCACUGCAACACAGAAGACCGCAACUAAGUCAUCAGUGAACAGAGUCACAUCUCUUCAUUCCUCAAACUCGUCCCAGUUCCACAACUCAUCCAGCUCUUCCUGUUUCCUGGUCAGCGACUCCUCAGAGCUCACUAAUGGCAUCAGUAGCCAAUUUGAAGACCAUGUGAUCACAGCAGAAGAAGGCUACAGUACGGAUGUCGUCCUCAACGAGAUCAACAUGCAGCACAGAAACCAACAAACGCCCUGAUCCAGACAGGACUUGACUGUUUUUCAUGGGUUUCUUAGGGCAAUUGUUGCCUUUAUUGAUACAGAUGGAUUGGAAAGGGGGAGAGAGGGGGGGAGACAUGCAGCAAAGGUCCGCAGGUCGGAGUCGAACCCCUGCAAAGAGCACUCAGCUUAAUCUCUACCGGGUUCGCUUUGGGCAGCCCAGAACUGAAUAUUGAAAGGCUCUUAUUUUUGAAAUACUUGUAUAUAAUGUUAAUAAAGACUAAUUUAUAUACUGUCCAUCUUCCUGUCACUUGUAUUAUAUGACUUGUAAUGAGCAAUGGUAAUCCUACAUUAUAGCACUUGAUUUUAACACGCUAUCCUAUAUUUAAAUUUGUAUCUAUUGUAUCUGGAAGGAACCUGGAGAACCUUUAUUCCUUUGUAUAGGGAUGUUAUUGAGAUAAGUAGCUGAAUAAAAAUGGUACAUUACACACA
This is a messenger RNA of Gymnodraco acuticeps, 4700 nucleotides long. RefSeq names its product adhesion G-protein coupled receptor G2-like. NCBI's taxonomy places the organism in Eukaryota, Metazoa, Chordata, Actinopteri, Perciformes, Bathydraconidae. The transcript has 30 exons. The record is from RefSeq and is a predicted model, not a curated record. Gene Ontology annotation, molecular function: G protein-coupled receptor activity. Gene Ontology annotation, cellular component: membrane. Bases 115 to 4248 code for a protein of 1377 amino acids. Gene Ontology annotation, biological process: cell surface receptor signaling pathway; adenylate cyclase-activating G protein-coupled receptor signaling pathway.